Manduca sexta (tobacco hornworm) is the source of this 6327-nucleotide messenger RNA. It is a transcript of the gene Gcn2, whose product is annotated as eIF-2-alpha kinase GCN2. The record is from RefSeq and is a predicted model, not a curated record. Gene Ontology annotation, cellular component: cytosol. Gene Ontology annotation, molecular function: protein tyrosine kinase activity; ATP binding; eukaryotic translation initiation factor 2alpha kinase activity. Gene Ontology annotation, biological process: DNA damage checkpoint signaling; regulation of translational initiation by eIF2 alpha phosphorylation. Lineage: Eukaryota; Metazoa; Arthropoda; Insecta; Lepidoptera; Sphingidae.
CUAUGCUGACGACAAAACGUCCCCUAUAAAGAAGAUAUCACGCAGUAGAACGGGCGAGAUUCCUUGCACCUGCAAUAUUAAGAGUGUGCAAGUGCUUCGCGUAACACAGAGAAACAAUAAGAAGGUUUAUAUAGGAAGCUGUUUAGGCCACUCCUCGACGGGCGCAACUACAUACCUAGCAAUCGAUGACGACACAGGCGAGCGAUUAAUUGCCAAAAAAUGGCUCAUACCGCCCGUCUGUGACUUCCAAUCACGAAAUAAACAAAUCACCUCCCUACAGCAAGAAUUCAAAUCGACAUAUCGACUCGUCCACCCCACCCUAGUACCGUACGUUGCCAUGGAAACCGCCAAAGAGGUCGUCAAACGCACGCCAAAACAAUGCAUUUACAUUUUCCGCCCUUUCAUUCUUGGUAUCUCUCUCAGAAAUUUGAAAAGGAAGUUUAACGGAUUCGGUGGUAAGCAUGAAGCUUUGAAAUUGCUAAGGAAUGUGGCGAAUGGCGUUUUGAGCGCGUUAUCAGAGUUGCAUAGCACGGGGGUGUUCCAUAGGGAUAUAAGGGGGGAGAAUGUGUACUUGGAUGAUUGUGGAGGAGUGAAAUUGGUGGGCGUGGCGUUGGACUCGCGGUUGGCUGAGAUGUUGGACUGCGAUGAUUAUUGUGAUAGGCAGACGGCGGCGCAAGAUAUAUACGCCAGCGGGCAGCUGUUUCUCUCUAUAGUAAGUGAAGAACGAACAUGUCUAGACCUACCUGAGGAAUUGCCUGUUAUUGCUAAGGAUUUCUUAUCUAGAUGUUUAACGGAAGACGAACAUUCACAGUGGUCAGCUAAACAACUACUGAAUCACAUAUUCCUAGUAGACGUACCACCUAAACAGCCAAGUAAAAAGAUCAAAGAAGAUAGUGGGAGUGGAUCUGAGGAUGAAGAUGCAGUGAAUAAGAUUCAUCAACACGUUAAUCCGCCGACGAACGGCCAUUCACGGCUCAACGCGGAGUUCGAAGUACUCGCGUGGCUCGGGAAGGGAGCGUUCGGCGAUGUUUUGAAGGUAAAAAACAAACUCGACGGCGGUUUUUACGCGAUCAAACGUGUCGAGUUGAACCCAGAGAGCGUACAGUUGAACAAGAAAAUUACGCGCGAAGUUAAACUCUUAUCCCGUUUGAACCACGAGAACGUCGUUCGAUAUUACAACGCGUGGAUAGAAUCGAGCACGGAAGCUACAACUGAGGAGAGUGUAGUGGCCAAAAGUCCCACGAAAAGGCCGGGCGAGAGCCUCGCGUGCGUAGUGGCCAAGCUGGGGCAAGAGGUCAAGGUAGAGUGGUCGAUGUCGGAAGGCCCCGUGCAGAAGACUAACACGUCGUCUGACAGCGAAGAGGACGAUGAUGAUGAUGAACCGGAUCCUUGGUUUAAUAUCAUGAGCCCGGAAGACGAAUCAAGCGAAUGCAUACAAUUCGAAAAGAACUCGAACGAAUCUCACACGAUACCCUCAGAGGAUGUCAUAGACGCUCCCCUACCACAAUCAGAAAAGUUGAAACAAGUACUCUACAUCCAGAUGGAGUUCUGUGAGAAACACACUUUACGCCACGCCAUAGACAACGGGCUGUAUCAAGAGCAUUUCAGGGCGUGGCGACUGUUCAGAGAGAUUGUGGAAGGUUUGGCCCAUGUCCACCAACGAGGCAUGAUCCAUAGAGAUUUGAAGCCUGUGAACAUUUUCUUGGACUCUAACGACCAUGUCAAGAUUGGUGAUUUUGGCUUGGCAACGAAGGCGUUUAGCGGGCUGCUGUUGGAUGAUAAAACGAAGAAUCAAGAAGAAGUCGGCGGAUCUCUGACUGGUCAGGUAGGCACAGCGCUAUACGUAGCGCCUGAGUUACUUCAGCGAACGUCCAAAGUGAUAUACAAUCAGAAGGUGGACAUAUAUUCGCUGGGAAUCAUUUUGUUUGAGAUGUUCCACCCGCCGCUGGAGACGGGCAUGGAAAGGAUGAUGAUACUCACAAACUUAAGGACUAAGGAUAUAACGGUGCCGAGGGAGUUUGAGGUCGAAGAUAAUGCUAAGCAAAUACAUGUCAUUAGAUGGCUACUAAACCACGAAGCGAGUUUGCGACCGACCUGCGCGGAGCUCCUAUCGAGCGAGCACGUACCUCGCCCGGUGCCAGAAGGCGCGUUGUCCGGGCUUCUGAGCCACGCACUCAGCGACCGCGGGGCGAGGGGCUACCAGAGGCUGGUCGCAGCUUGCCUAGACCAAAGGCUAUCACCGGCUGAGGACUAUACUUACCAUAACGGCAUGAAGGUCAAGCCGGGUGAGACCCUGGCCGCUGUUAAGGAUGCUGUUAUAAAGGUUUUCCGGAGUCACGGCGCGAGUGAGUUCUCCCCGCCGCUGCUGAUGCCUCGCGCGAAGGCGUGGGACCAGCACCCGAACGCGGUGAAGAUCAUGACUGCCUCGGGAUACGUGUGCCACCUGCCUCACGACUUGAGGCUGCCCUUUGCCAGGCAUACGGCAUAUUCCGGCAUAAAGAGCAUGCGUCGUUACGUGGUGGACAGAGUGUAUAGAGAGAAACACGUUCAAGGGUUCCAUCCCCGAGAGAUGAUAGAGUGCGCCUUCGAUAUAGUCACGGCUAAGACAGACUAUUCAUACUCCCUGUGGCCUGACGCGGAGCUUCUAGUAGUAGCGAGUCGGGCGGCGACGGAGAGUUCGCUCAAAGUGUCGAUACAGCUGAACCACACGGAACUCGUACGCAUACUGCUGCAGUCGUGCGGAGUGCCGCUCGACAAACACGCUGAUAUAUACCCCGUGCUCGUGGAUGUUAGCUUUGGUCGCAUAACAAGCUUGCAAGUACAGACCCAUCUGACAUCACUCUGUAUAACGAAACGUGAUGUUUCCAACCUCCUUCGUCUCAUGGAGGCUGACGUGCCAGUGUACGAAGUGAGGGAACUUGUCACGCCAGUUGUCAAGCAAGCCAAGUGGAGCAAGACAGUGGCCCAGGCGAUACACGAGUUGGAGACUGUGUAUAGGAACGCUAAGGCACUUGGAUGUGAGUGUCCAAUGACGGUAGCGCCGUUCCUGGCGUACAACGCGACGCAGCACAGCGGCGUUUUCUGGCAGAUGGCGAUGGCGCGACACGCGGACCACAAGCCCAGCGCCAAGCACAGGGCCGGGGACCUCAUCGCUGCUGGGGGCAGAUACGACGCCUUAGUAGAGGAGUUUUGGAAAGUCGCCCGUACUGAAAGAGACGACAAUUCUGAUAUGAACACCAGUUCCGUAGGGUUCUCAAUGUCGUUGGAGAGGAUGGCGGCCAUAUUGAAGAAGAUGGAGGGUGAACUACCCGCGCCGGUGAAGAGUGUUGAGAUGCCCGUGAUCCACGUGUGCAUGUGGGGCGCGGCCGGCAGCGGCAAGGACGGACAAGCAGCCGCGCGCCGCGCCGCGCUCGCGCGCGUGUGGGGCGCCGCGCUCGCCGCCUGCACCGCGCCCGCCGCGCACGACCUCGAGCGCCGCGCCGUGCUCGCGCUGCACGACGCGCACACCGCGCGCAUACAGCUGUGGGACGGAGACAGGAUGAGGGAACACAAAGUGCCAUACAUAGAGGUGUUAGACUUCAUUAAGCAGAAACUGGUUCCGGAAUCAGCGCGGUCAAACGACACCAACACGGCGCCUAACAGGUCUAUCAGUUGGUCAGACACAGAGAAGUACAGCGGGCCGAUAACGUCAGUCACUUUUAUAACAGCAAAUGAUAGAAUGACGAAGAAUUCCAAACGGCAAUGUGAGAAUCAGAUAAGCAACCAGCUGAGCAGCAUCCUGUGCGGGCUGGGCGUGCAGGGCGUGCGCGUGCGCGCGGCGGCGCUGGCGCUGGCGUGCGAGGCGGCGUGCGUGCGCGCGCUGGCCGCGCAGCUCGCCGCGCCGCUCGACCACACCGACCUGCCGCACGCGUUCAGAGCCGUCGCCGCGCAAUUUCCAAAACGUCAAAACAUUUUAGACGAAGCGUGCAGAGAACUAACUAACGCAGUGAAACAAAGCAACCAGAACCGUACCAACGACGAAACUCAACUGUUCGCGUUAUACUCAAUACCGGACUCGUUAUGUAGAUUGAUUACUUGAUCUACAAUACUUUUGAAAUUAGCCAAAUAUAUCAUAAUAUUAUAAUGAAUAUACUUACUAUAGAGUGAAAUUCGUAUCAAAACAGUGAAUAUGACGUUUUCCUCAUAAAAUGAACUUGAAGAAAUCGCAAUGUCUAGGGUGUGUCGUUCACAUCUGUGUAAGCUUUUUUUUAUUGCUUCGAAUGACGAGACGAGCUUGCCGUUCGUCUGAUAGUAAGUGAUACGACUGCCCAGCAAACCACAAGCCCACCAAACAGCAGAAACACCAUCCAACACCUUGAAUAACAAAGUAUUGUUUGGUAUUCCACUGCGCUCACCAUCCUGAGACAUGAGAUGUUAAGUCUCAUUAUGUCCAGUAGUUACAUUGACUACAAUGCCCUUCAAACCGGAACACAACAGUGACUAAACACUGCUGCUUGGCGGUAGAAAUAGACAUUGCGGUUUACCUACCCAGGUGGACUCUGACAUAUGAGAGACCUACCACCAGUAAAUAAGUGGCAUAAGUGGUACAUGAACAAAGUCAGUACGUACUAAGUGAAAACCACCACGGUUUACUUUUUCAAACUGAAGUUAGUCAAGAGCGGCAUCGCUGCUGACUUCAGGUACGCCCGAUUUCAAUAAACAAUCCCUUAUCUUGGGUUCGAUCGAAAACUAAACAAGAAUUAAGUUUGACAUACUCACAGAUUACUUAUUUUAAUUGUUUUCCUCGGCAUAUGCUCGAAGAUAGAAGCUGGGAUCAUUCUUUGCUUUCCCUCGCAAGACGUAGGGAUAAAGUAAUCAAUUUAAUUUUGGACAAAUUAAAAUAACGGAUAUUGCGUUUUUUUUCUAUAAGUGUUCCUAUUAGAUCUCGUCUGUGUUUAAACUCGAAUAUUUUCUUUAAUUUGUUAACACAGGUAAUAAAGGAGGCCAGUGACUAUCAAUAUAUAUUUUGAUAACAAAAUAUAGUCCUAAUACCUUUAGCUACGAUUAUCUUAUGUUGUGGGUAUUGGGGAAUACAAAAACCUUGUGGUUUACUGAUCACAAUUAUUUUCCACCUUAGAAAUUAAAAUCCCGGAAUAUCAUUUUACAACGUUAAAAUCGCCCCCGGUGAUUGAGUCGCUUCCCGUAAUAAUCCAGAGCCACAACAAAUCCAAAGUUGAUUGAGUUAGUGUAUGGUGUGUACUACAGUCUUGUAAUGUUUUGAGGUUGAGUUGAAGUCAAAGACGAUCACUUAGCGAUUACGUUGUUUAUUUGUGUUCACAAAAGUUGUUUGUUAAAAAUAUUUAAAAAGUAAGUAAUGUUGAUUGCACGAUGGCGUUAGGUGAACUGAUGCGAAUACAUUGAUAUAAUGAAAAUAACAUAGUAACGUAAAAUGCUGACUCGCCCGUACAACUAUAGAUACACGGCGAGUUACAAUGUGCGGUUUGUAUAGCAUAAAUCAUACAGUUGGUGUUCGGCCUAUCAAUUGGAUAUAAAUGGCCUUGUGUGUCAUUUUAAAACUAGUAGCAUUUCAGCUCUCGAAGUUUUACCAAAUGGUCAUACACCCCUCUCCCCGCAACGCCCCUUAAAUUUUAGGGCGACAACAAAUCCAAAAUUUAAUGAGUUUGUCUUUGGCCUACUGCUUGGAUAUAAAUGGCCUUAUGUGUCAUUAUAAGUUGCAUUUCAGCUCUCGAAGUAUAACAAAGUUAUGUGUGAACGCAUUCAUUAAAACAAGGGUUUAGUUUAAAUUCGUUUAUUUGAGUGUUAUUAAAAUUUAACGUAUCACACCCUUAGAACUAAUGUGAUCUAACUCAAAAAAAGAUUGUGGGAAACAAAUAAAAAAGAUUUGAAAACAAUAUAAAUAUCAGUGAAUUGGGCGGUCGCGGCGAAAGUGAGAAUAUGUUUCUAUUCUAUAAAUUUGUAUUUUUAUGUAAGUUCGUUUUUUAACAAAAUUGAGAAAAUAUAAAAAUUUUGAGCUAGGUCACUUAGUUCUAAGAGUGCGAUAUAUAGGAAAUAUUAUUGGAAGAUUGUUUUGCUUUAACUCGUUGAGUUUUAUUAAUUUAAUACGUGUAUAAGACUUCACUUAUAUCAAUUAUAAAUAUGAAAUUUAAGAGAAUAAAUAAAAGUUAAGGGUGAAGUUAAUUGAAACUAAGUCAAAGAUACGCUCAUACACAUGAAAAUAUACAAAAAAUAAUUCUAUACAUACAAAAAAAUUAUAAGAAUAUUGGCAACUCUAAUAUUUUCUGUCUUAGAUUUUGUUUCGUUUCACCCUUUAACUUUCAUCCUAUAUUA